This is a messenger RNA of Acanthochromis polyacanthus (spiny chromis), 2580 nucleotides long. RefSeq lists its product as uncharacterized. The record is from RefSeq and is a predicted model, not a curated record. Lineage: Eukaryota; Metazoa; Chordata; Actinopteri; Pomacentridae. The transcript has 7 exons. Bases 224 to 976 code for a protein of 250 amino acids.
ACAUUGUCUAGCUUACAAAGAUUUAAAGGAGGUAUCGUUUAUGUUUUGACAACAUAUAUCUCAUGAGUUAUUGAUGCUGGAAGUCCGAAUCUGUGAAUAUCUUUAACUUUAACCUCACUAACGGAAGUUGACUCACAACGGAAGUGCGCAGCGGCCAGAAGAAACGGGGGACAAUAUUUUCUGACGGACUGUUUUGAUUGCGGGAGAGUUUAAUGAGACUAAAAUGUACUGUCCUUUUUGUGGAUCCGGCCUGCAUUCACUAAAUGCGUCCUGCAGUUCAUGUGGCAAGGACAUCAAAUUCUUGCAUCAUGCUGAUAAGCCUGGCACAAGUGGAGAAGGAAGCACAGCAGCAGCAGGAAAAGGUGCAGUGGAGGCAUUCCAGAAUUUUCGGAUUUUAAAAGAGAAGGAGAGACAGUCAUGCUUCACAAAGAAAAAGGCACAACGGACAGACAACGUGAAGAUUUCAGUUGCUCUUAUGGGACUGAUGAAUGGAGUGCUGAAACCUGUCAGAGGAACAGCUCUACCGCUUGUUGUGAAGCCAGAGCUGGAUGCAGAGCAGUUGCACAAAGCUGCUGUACAAAAAACGAAAGACUUAAACCUAAAUUUGCAAAGCGGACCCUUCUUUCUUCUCUACCCUGAUGGUGCAAAGAUAAUAAAUAUACCAGGAACAGAAACGCCCUUCACUGUGAAAGGCUAUAAGGAGGCAGUGGGAAAGGCAUACCAGCGCAUUACAGUGUACAUUUGUACAGCUGAAGAUUUUCUUACCUAUUCUCAGGAACCAAACUCAAACAAGUCCGAUUCAGACUCAGAGGUGGUCAUUACAAGCAGAAGCGCUGCAGAAUUCAGUUCAGCUGACACAGUGCUAUGGGAACCUACUUCGAACAGCAGCAGUGCUGACGACAGAGAAUCAUGCAUUGAUUCAGAAGUGCGUCCAGUGAGCAGAGAUCCUGUCCGGUUUUGGUCCAGACGAAGGUAGUCCGGCAAGUUUGCUGGGGUCACGAAAAUAAAGCGUUUUUCUUCUCAAACCAAUAUGUGUUCGAAAGAGUGAUGUAUUUGCAUCACAAAACCGUUGUCUACGAAAAUGUCAGAUCUCGUAAACGUUUGGUACUAUUUUCUCUCCCUUCAUAUCACUCCGCGCUGCCUCCAGCUGGCAGCCGCGCACCACUUUUGUUUUGUUUGGCAGUGUUUUCAUGCUCAGACCAGCGACGCUAACCAGCUAACUUUAGAAAAUGGUCCGGACUUGUGACUAUCCAGGCUGUACCAACAAAAAUGUGGCUGCAUCUCCGCACUUAUUUCAACGUUUUCCCGUGGCGGACGUUGCUCUGAGGCGACUUUGGCUUAUUUCUCUAGGCUUCAAUGUAAACACCAAACUGGCUAAGGUUAAAAAGCUUUGUGUUUGCAGUGCGCACUUCAGCAACGACGACUAUGUUUCUCCAAGCCCAGGACAGAGGAAGAAACGUGUUGGAGUGCUGCUGUCCCUGCACCGCAGAUAAGAACAUAGACCGCAGUGUAAUAACAAAGUUGUGCCGCAAUGUUUUCAAGCGAGCGGUUUUGUCAAGAAUCAGCAAUGUAAUGUGUGCAGCAAAUCACUCAAUGUCAUAUUACCAGUGAAGCUUUUACAAAUCAUAACUUAACAAAAUCUGACUCCCCCUACAACUUCUCUCUUGUGAUGACUACAUGCUUGAUACUUCACACAGCAGCAGCAGAGGUGCAGAUGUUGUAGCUGAGAAAGUUUGGAGGUUGUCACUUCUUGCAUUCCCAAAAUAGUAGGGGAGUCAGAUUUUGUUUAGUGACAAAAGAAGCUGAGAGUAGCAUAGAAUCUCCCCCGAUGCCAUUUAGGGUGCGCACAUACGGAUGAGAAGAGGAGGAGAAACAUGUCACCUAAUCAUAUUAAAAAGGAAAACAUGUCUGCAGGUCGGUACUUAAUCACAAUUAACCCGAAAACAACAGCAAAAACUGUAAACGUACAACAGAAAACCCGUCAAGUGGCCACAGAGUGAAACGUAAGUCGCACGUGUUCACGCGAACGGGGAGUCAGAUUUUUCUGGGAAGUGUAAAAAUUGUACAACACUGGUCUGAGGCAUGAAAGUCCAGGGCUGAAAAUUAGUCCCACUCCAGCCCUGAAUGCUGCUCCUUUAGAAUAGAAUAGAACUUUGUCAUUGCAGCAAGUACAACGAAAUCCACUAAUCGUUAAUAAAAGCUGUUCUACGCCAAAACUCACCAGCGGAUUGACUGAAUGAAUGAGGAAAUCAAACAUCGUGUGUGGCUGAAAGAGGGUGGAGACAGAGAGAAAUUCGAGGUUUCCUGAGAUAAACCUGGUCCCAGAGUCUGUUACUGCGGUGACUGACCGAGAGUUUAAGUUACCUCUCUUUGUGAAACAGGCUAGAGUUACCCCGCUUUCCCUGGUCAGAGUUACCUCGUUUUUGAAAUGGAAAAGUCAGAGUUUUCCUCAUUUCAGGGUUAACAAACUCGAGUUUUCACUAAACCUGCUUCGUGAAACAGGCCCCUGUUGAUGUUCAUCUCUUGAUAUUUACAUCAAUACAUGACGCGUUUACUUAAAAAUAUCAUAGUUUUUUUAGU